Molecule: messenger RNA, 1927 nt
Organism: Setaria italica (foxtail millet)
Lineage: Eukaryota; Viridiplantae; Streptophyta; Magnoliopsida; Poales; Poaceae
Product: argininosuccinate lyase, chloroplastic
Exons: 7
Coding region: 133-1701 (522 amino acids)
Cellular component (GO): cytosol
Molecular function (GO): argininosuccinate lyase activity
Source: RefSeq, a predicted model, not a curated record
ACGUUCAAAAAACACAACUGCAUUUUCUUUCGGUUCUUGCGCCUAAACGGCUAAACCCACCCACCCACCUACCGCGCCGCCGCGUCCGUCAAACAGCGGGGGCGUCAGCGACGCCGCCGCCGCGCGCCGUCUAUGGCCUUCACCUCCCAAUCCCUAGCUCUCCGGGCACCCGCCUCGCUCCCCAGCGGCCGGCUCGCCGCCGCCGCCGCCCCCACCGCCGGCCGCGUCGCCCUCCGGGGCCGGAGCGCCGCCUUCCCUUCCGUCGUCGUCGCGGCCGCCGCCUCCACUCCGAUGGCGGGCGACGAGGAGAAGAAGGAGGUCAAGCUGUGGGGCGGGCGCUUCGAGGAGGGCGUCACGGACGCCGUGGAGCGCUUCACCGAGUCCAUCUCCUACGACUGGCAGCUCUACAAGUACGACAUCAUGGGCAGCAAGGCCCAUGCCUCCAUGCUCGCCUCCCAGGGUUUGAUAACUGCGAGCGAUAGGGACAUUAUCUUGGAGGGGCUCGAUCAAAUCGAGAGGCAGAUUCAAGAAGGCAAGUUUGAGUGGAGGAAGGACCGGGAGGACGUGCACAUGAACAUCGAAGCAGCUCUGAUCGAGAGGGUUGGUGAGCCGGCCAAGAAGCUGCACACUGCUAGGAGCCGCAAUGACCAAAUUCAGACGGAUCUAAGGCUAUGGUGCCGUGAUGCUAUUGACAAGAUUUUGAUUCGUAUCAAGCAGCUUCAGGUGUCUUUGGUUAUGUUAGCUUCAAAACAUGUUGACCUGAUAGUCCCUGGUUAUACCCAUCUGCAAAGGGCACAGCCUGUUUUGCUGCCACAUCUUCUCUUAUCAUAUGUUGAACAGUUGGAGCGUGAUGCUGGUCGGCUGGCCAACUGCAGGGAGCGAGUGAAUUUCUGCCCUCUUGGUGCUUGUGCUUUGGCUGGAACUGGACUUCCUAUUGACAGGUUUCAGACCGCUAAAGAUUUGAAGUUUACAGCUCCGAUGAAGAACAGCAUUGAUGCAGUAUCAGACCGUGACUUUGUAUUGGAGUUUCUUGCUGCCAAUUCAAUUGCUGCUGUUCAUCUUUCUCGAAUUGGUGAAGAAUGGGUUCUGUGGGCAUCAGAGGAGUUUGGGUUCCUGACACCAAGUGACAAAGUUUCAACAGGAAGCAGCAUUAUGCCACAAAAGAAAAAUCCGGAUCCAAUGGAGCUUGUUCGUGGGAAGUCUUCUAGGGUUGUUGGAGAUCUCAUGACUGUCCUAAUCCUCUGCAAGGGCCUUCCACAGGCCUACAACCGUGAUCUUCAGGAAGACAAGGAACCGUUGUUUGAUAGCGUGAAGACCAUAUUAGGAAUGCUUGAAGUUUGCACGGAGUUUGCUCAAAACAUUUCUUUUAAUUCAGAAAGAAUACAAAGUUCCUUGCCAGCUGGUCAUCUGGAUGCAACGACAUUAGCGGAUUAUCUUGUGAAGAAGGGAGUUCCAUUCAGAACUUCUCACGAGAUAGUGGGAAAGUCUGUUGCUCUAUGCGUCUCCAAGAACAACUGUCAGCUAGCUGACCUACAAUUGGAUGACCUAAAAGCCAUUCAUCCAGUGUUUGAGGCCGACGUGUACGAGUACCUGGGGGUCGAAAACGCUGUAAACAAGUUCAUAUCUUAUGGCUCCACUGGUUCAAACCAAGUGAAGAAGCAGCUCGAGGAUUGGCGCGUCCAGCUCGGGAUCAGCUCGUAAGGAUUGGUACGAACCAAGAAAUAAGCUAGCUCGUAAAUCAGAGCUUGCGAUUUUUGAAUGUGUAUCUGGAUGCCAUAACUUUGUUCUCCGCGUAUCAGCAGCUUGUUGUUGGUACGUUUUGGGAACUGGAAUGAGUGAUGCAAUUGUGUUGGGUGCCCUGAGUCUGUUCCGUGUACCAUUGCACCCAGCUUUGUUUUCAGCAGAGUAAUCUGAUUCCGUUCCACGA